AUGUAUUUUCUUCACUUUGCACUAUCAUCCUUUGCAGCAAUAGCAAGUCUUUUGGAUAGAUCAACACCGCUACGAGACUGUGUCCAGCUUCUCUACGAGAUGAGUUGUGCGUGGUUUGACUCCUGCAGCUUCGACUGGAUCGAGAUUGAAUUGGCUUGGAACAACCUAUUCGUAACAAUGGGCAGAGGUGUUGAAUUAAAUGAAGAUGAGGUAACGAUGGUAACACAUCUGGAACAGGGUUACUGUCAACUAUUGCUUAGGAUUAUGGAUCACAUCUAUAGUAUGGGAAGCGUACCACAAAAUCACGAAAAAUAUUUUAUCCUCUACAAUGAUCCAUCCGAUCCAGAGUUGUUAAUCACGAGAUCCCAUCCAAAUGUGCAGUCCUUGCUAUGGAAUGACAAUUUGCUUCUGACGGUUUUGCGCGGCGCCCAAGCUCGUUUUCGUCUUAGCCCUGAGUUAGAUGUAGCGCCAAUCUUCUCUUCAACGUUCUAUGACUGCUUGAACGCACUUGGUUGGAGCGAAGGAAUGUGGGUUUGA
Molecule: messenger RNA, 537 nt
Organism: Strongylus vulgaris
Lineage: Eukaryota; Metazoa; Nematoda; Chromadorea; Rhabditida; Strongylidae
Source: the annotation of a GenBank genome assembly